UGCAUCUCCGUUUAAAGAGGAAACAGAAGCAUCAGACAGACCAGCAGCAGAGAAAAGCCUCAUAACGUUCGCCCGCUGACAGAACAGCACAGAAUGGUCCUGCUUACAUUUCUUCUAAUUCUUGUGCUUCAGUGUGAAGUGGGGCUCAGUGAAACCAAACACGUUUUGUAUCUAACACCUGGAAAUGAUGUCGUUAUGCCCUGUGAUAAUGUGGCUGAUACAUGCUCCAGGAUUAUCUGGGCUUACAACAUAUAUGAGUCUGAGACGAUAAUUAUGGUUCAUAAUGGAAUUGUUGAGAAGAACUCAGCUCAAGCUGCCAGACUGAGUCUGCACAGUAACUGCUCGCUGAGUAUUAAAAACAUCACUGCAGAGGAUGCCGGUCAUUACCUCUGUCGGCCUGAGGGGAACACUGAUCAGGACACAACUGUGCACCUAAAUAUUUUGACCAUUUCAGCAUUUCCAUCAGACGCUGAUCCAAAGAAGGAUGGAAACGUCACGUUAGAGUGCUCUCUGUUUAGAUACUAUACUACCUCUCCUUGUAACAGUAUGCGUUGGGUGGAUGAGACAGGAAGUGUGCUUUUGGACAGAGGUGUCAGGAACAAUGGACGUACGUGUGUUUCUCUUCUGACUGUGAAGCUUCAGAGUGGCAACAAGAAAAGAUACACCUGCCAGUUUGAAGAUAACAAUACUGUGAAGAUAGAAGCUCACUACACACCUGUCCUCACAGAUACCCCAGAUCGGUCUUUUCUGAACUACAUCACGUGGGCUCUUCGCUUUGCAGGACUCACAAUAAUGAUUGUAAUCACGGUUCUUGUGAUCAGACACAAAGGAAGGAAAAAGCCACCUGAAGACGUCAACGUACAUUAUGUGGGUGACCGUGAUGAGGACACAGUGAACUAUGAAAAUGUGAGAAACAGGACAGCUGAUCCUGAACUGGACUGAACGUCAGAGCACCACCUUCUGUUAACCAGAACAAAAAUGAAUCUUUGUUUGUAAUUACAUUUUUCUAUUGUAAAAACUAAUAUCUUACACUUUCCCCGUAAGUUUCUUUUUUUAAUACUUCAUAAUCUCAUGACCUCCUUUUGAAUGUUGACCAAACUACAUAUAAAAACAUUGCUUGCAUAACAAAAUGUUGCUUAUGUCAUGGUCCUGGGUCAGUGACCCAGCGUUUUGUGUUUCAUUUUGGUGUCAUCCUGUGUUUUGUGUUGAUUCUUAUUUUGUAUUGUUUUAGUGUUCUCCCUCCUGUGCUUGGUUUGUGUUUGUAUACAGUCCUCUAUGUACUAUUAAAAGGAAGAUCAAAUUUU
Molecule: messenger RNA, 1304 nt
Organism: Oreochromis aureus
Lineage: Eukaryota; Metazoa; Chordata; Actinopteri; Cichliformes; Cichlidae
Exons: 7
Coding region: 94-942 (282 amino acids)
Biological process (GO): interleukin-15-mediated signaling pathway; T cell activation; positive regulation of ERK1 and ERK2 cascade
Cellular component (GO): membrane raft; external side of plasma membrane
Molecular function (GO): MHC class II protein binding; protein tyrosine kinase binding
Source: RefSeq, a predicted model, not a curated record